This is a messenger RNA of Striga hermonthica, 1008 nucleotides long. The record is from the annotation of a GenBank genome assembly. Lineage: Eukaryota; Viridiplantae; Streptophyta; Magnoliopsida; Lamiales; Orobanchaceae.
AUGGCGGGCAUGGGCGAUGGCUACGUGGGCACGGCGCAGGACGCCGUCCGAAUCCGACGGCUGGAGAAGCAGAGAGAGGCCGAGCGCCGCAAGAUCCAAGAGCUCAAGAACAAAACCGCCUCUUCGAAAGGCCAACCCGGACUCCUCCAAUUCGGCUCCAGCACGUCUGAGAUUCUCGAGACUGCAUUCAAGAAGGAAACAGUUGGUCUUGUCACAAGAGAAGAAUACGUGGAGAAGAGGGUGAAUAUUAAAAACAAAAUCGAAGAGGAAGAGAAGGAGAAACUUCUUAAGCUGCAAAAAGAGGAGGAAGAACUUCAGCUGCAGAAAUUGAAAAAGCGGAAAAUAAAGGCAGAUCCUCGAUUAUCGUUUGCUGAUGAUUUUGAAGUGGAGAACGAGGAAGAUGAGGAAAAUAAUGAUGAGGAAUCAGAAAGGCUUCGCCGCCGAAAGUUUGGGAAACUUGGGAAAGAUCCUACAGUUGAGACCAGCUUUUUGCCUGAUAGGUGUUGCAUCUCUUCCUUUCCUUUUAAUGCUCACAUAUUUGUGUCUAUAUUCGUGAUGCGUAUUGCAUAUGAGCCUCUUCAAAUCACGUACAGCUAUUGGGAUGGUACUGGCCAUCGACGUGCUAUCCAGGUUCGGAAAGGUGAUUCUAUUGGGGAGUUUCUUCGUGCUGUUCAGCAGCAGCUUGCUCCCGAGUUUCGAGAGGUCCGGACUACUUCUGUGGAGAAUCUGCUCUAUGUGAAAGAAGAUCUCAUCAUUCCACAUCAACACAGUUUCUAUGAGCUGAUUGUGAAUAAAGCUAGAGGGAAAAGUGGACCGCUUUUCCACUUUGAUGUGCAUGAGGAUGUCCGAACCAUUGCAGAUGCAACAAUAGAGAAAGAUGAGUCACAUGCUGGUAAGGUUGUGGAGAGGCAUUGGUAUGAGAAGAACAAACACAUAUUUCCAGCAUCGAGAUGGGAGAUAUAUGACCCUACGAAGAAGUGGGAAAGAUACACGAUUCACGGGGAUUAA